Molecule: messenger RNA, 2133 nt
Organism: Spinacia oleracea (spinach)
Lineage: Eukaryota; Viridiplantae; Streptophyta; Magnoliopsida; Caryophyllales; Amaranthaceae
Product: protein NRT1/ PTR FAMILY 2.13
Exons: 4
Coding region: 159-2033 (624 amino acids)
Biological process (GO): transmembrane transport
Cellular component (GO): membrane
Molecular function (GO): transmembrane transporter activity
Source: RefSeq, a predicted model, not a curated record
CUCGUCUCACACUUUAUACCACUACCAUACCUUGCCUAAUGGCAUUUGGUUGCUACCAUUCUUUAAAUGCACUUGUUUUUCAUGCAAGAGAAACAAAAAUUUAAGAACUUAGAGAGAGAAAUUAAUUAAGAGAGAGAAAUUAAUUAAGAGAGAGAAUUAUGGAGAGAAACAAAGAGCAAGUACUAGGACAUUCUUCUUGGUUAUCAAUGUGUUCUAAUUGGAGAUCAUUGUCAAAAAGCUUAAGCGAUGUGCCUUUGGAUGAAAAAGAAGAUCACCACAACGACUACGACGACGAGAAACGAGUUGUUACGACGGUUAGCUCGAACGAAAGAAAGCCCGGCGGAUGGAAGUCUAUGCCAUUUAUUCUAGGAAAUGAGACAUUUGAAAGGCUAGCAACAUUUGGGGUACUAGCCAACUUUAUGGUGUAUUUAAGACGUGAGUAUCAUAUGGACCAAGUUGACGCCGUCAACUUGAUCAACGUCUUCUCAGGGGUGUCUAAUUUUGCCCCUUUGCUUGGCGCUUUUCUCUCUGAUGCCUUCACUGGCCGCUUUUGGGCUAUCGCUGUUGGUUCUUUGGCUUCUUUUCUGGGAAUGGUGGGUCUAACAUUAACAGCUUCGAUCCCCAGUCUAACACCACCCUGGUGCCCAUACAAUGACAACAAAAAUGCACAAUCAUUAAACCAACUACAAAUGGGCUCAUGUGAAAAGCCCAAUGGACAUCAAAUGGGCUUCUUAAUACUAGCCCUUGGGGUACUCUGCAUCGGAACCGCAGGAAUACGACCUUGUAGCUUACCAUUUGGAAUGGACCAAUUUGAUCACACAACUGAAAAAGGAAGAAGAGGUAUUAACAGUUACUACAAUUGGUAUUACACAACUUUUACAAUUGUGGUAAUGUUAACUCUAACAGUUGUGGUUUAUAUCCAAGACUCUGUAAGUUGGGUUUGGGGGUUUGGAAUCCCUACAACUCUUAUGUUUUGCUCCAUUCUUCUCUUCUUUUGUGGUAUGAGGUUGUUUGUCUAUGUCAAGCCUCAAGGAAGUAUUUUCUCUAGCAUCCUUCGAGUUUUCGUCGCUUCCUACAAAAAGCGUCGCCUUGAGCUUCCUAAUGGCGUCGAAAAGGGUGUCUACAAUGAUCCACCACCGUCAGGGAUUGGGACAGUACUUCCUCUUACAAAUCAAUUCAGCUUCUUAAACAAAGCAGCUAUAAUACAAGAGGGAGAACUCAACAUAGACACACCAACACCAGAAAGCAGAUGGACUUUAUGUACCGUACAAGAAGUUGAAGAAGUAAAAUGUGUGAUAAGAGUACUCCCUAUUUGGGCAUCCGGUAUCAUAUGUUUCACAUCAGCCGCACAACAAUCAACCUUCGCAGUCUCACAAGCCAUGACCAUGAACCGAAACAUCGGCCCAAAGUUCCAAAUCCCACCAGGCUCAAUAGGCAUCAUAUCCAUGCUAGCCAUAGGAAUAUGGGUUCCAAUCUACGACCGUUUCCUCGUUCCAGCCAUUCGUAAAGUAACCAAACACGAGAAUGGGUUAACCCUCCUCCAACGAAUGGGGAUCGGUCUUUUCUUGUCAAUUUUCGCGAUGAUUGCAGCCGGUUUAGUCGAGCAAAGGAGGAGAAACGCGGCGAAUGAUCACCACCAAAGGCUAUCGAUUGCAUGGUUAGUCCCUCAAUUAGUCAUGUUAGGGCUUGCUGAAGGGUUCAAUUUCAUAGCACAGAUUGAAUUUUAUAACAAACAGUUUCCAGAGAAUUUGAGAAGUAUUGCCACGUCGAUGUUCUUUUGUACUAUUGCUGGGGCUAACUAUUUAAGCACUGCUGUGGUGAUCAUGGUACACAAGUUUACUGGGAGGCAUGGUAAGCCAGAUUGGCUAACUAAUGAUAUUAACCAAGGAAGGGUUGAUUAUUUUUACUACUUGCUUGCUAUUAUGGGUGUGCUUAAUUUCAUUUAUUUUCUGAUUUGUGCUAUGAAAUAUAAGUAUAAAGGUAGUAAUGUUAGUUUUCAAGGGAAAGAGAUGACUACUGAUAUAGCUGUGUAAUAUUUUAUACUUUAUUAGUAUUCAUGUUUUGACGAUAUAGGUGUAAUAAUUGAGAUAUACAACUCUUUGAAUAGUACAUGCAGUAUAUAAAUAUUUUCCA